AUGGACUGUGUGAACGUGUUUGUCAGGAAGAUAGCUGUGGCUGCAGCCUCCAGGCCUGCAGUAGAGAACACCCAGCAGGGCGAGAGCCUCUCCAUUCAGACCUUCACCAGUGUACGCACCACCCAUGUCUCCUUCGCCGUGGGACAGUCCUUCAAUGAGACCACAGUGGAUGGACGCCUCUGCACAAGUACCCCUCGCUGGGAGACAGAUAGCAAGAUCAGCUGUGAGCAGAUUUUGCAGAAAGGGGAGGGCCCUAAGACUGCCUGGACCCGUGAAGUGACCAAUGAUGGCGAACUGGUUUUGCCUACAAACGAUAAUGAGUGCUGGGGACGUCGUGUGCACCAGAGUGUAUCAACGAGAAUGGAAACUUUCAAGACUGUCAAACAUUUCAUUUUGUGCCUCUUUUUUCACAUUUCUUAAUAUCUACCUGUUCCGUUUGCUUAUUUAAUCUUCCAGUCAUUCAGAUUGUGGUUAACAAGACUUCAGUUGUGUGUGUUUUGUCAGACAGAGUUUGACUGUUGUGAAAGCCUUGUGUCAGUUUAUUUUAAUGUAUAAUGUUCUCGUAUUAGCUUGUAAUGGUAUCAUUGUUCCUACACAACCAAAGCUGUAUUUAUUCUCAGUAUACCGCAUGAAAACCCUAUCCGUAUUUUUGUUCAAAAUGUUUUACCAAAGCAACU
Messenger RNA from Coregonus clupeaformis (lake whitefish), 677 nucleotides. It is a transcript of the gene crabp2b, whose product is annotated as cellular retinoic acid binding protein 2, b. Gene Ontology annotation, biological process: fatty acid transport. Gene Ontology annotation, molecular function: fatty acid binding. NCBI's taxonomy places the organism in Eukaryota, Metazoa, Chordata, Actinopteri, Salmoniformes, Salmonidae. The coding region runs from base 1 to 420 and encodes 139 amino acids. The record is from RefSeq and is a predicted model, not a curated record. Gene Ontology annotation, cellular component: cytosol; nucleus. The transcript is spliced from 4 exons.